Peronospora matthiolae is the source of this 4824-nucleotide messenger RNA. The record is from the annotation of a GenBank genome assembly. Lineage: Eukaryota; Oomycota; Peronosporomycetes; Peronosporales; Peronosporaceae.
AUGCAGGCACGCUUGCUGCUGGUUCUCUUGCUACUCGGUCGCGUGAUGUCGCAGCGGUCGAGUCGAGACCUUGACAUUGCUCACUUCCUCCAGGAGCGAGCAACCUGGCACCCAAUGUGUCUCUAUACUUUUGAUACCUUCGCUAUCCGUGAAGACAGCGCCACCAUCAGGAACCGAGUUCCGAAUAACGCUUGCCCUUUCGAUGCUCUUGAACCUGAAGGUGACCUCGUAACGAGCUUGAACACGGAGUCCGCUUCCUGGCAGCUAGGAGUCCACCUGGCGGAAGACCCUGCAAACAACACCAAGCGGGUCCAACUGUCGUCAACGAGCACAGUUUCGGCGCGUGACUUCUUCACGAUGGCAGCGGUUCGGAAUGACACGGUGACCAACUCGGGUGUGACGUUCGAGAUGGUGAUCAGGCGUCGAGCAAUAGCGAACCGCAGCAUGACGCUGUUCUCGAUUGCCAACGAAUACGACAGCUGUGUAGACCCUGGGUUUCGCCUCGACUUGAACGAGCAUCAAGUGCUAGUGUUUGUUUACUUUUUACCAGUACUAGAGGAAGGUGGCGAAGCAGGAGUCGAGGCGUGCUACGAGCAGCGGCUCUUUUCAGUGGACAAUUCGGCAGCAUGUCAACUUCCUCCACUUCAAGAACCGGUAGAUCGGACGCCGCCUGUACAGAUCAUAGUCACGUUGGAUCCGUCAAGCGAGAGAGGCAUGUGGAAAACCGACUUCUACAUGAGUUACACGGAUGUCGAGACCGAUGAACGAGUCGAUUGCGUCGUGCACGAUGAACAGCACCCACCCAACGCUCAGGUCCUCAACCAACUAGUCGAAGGUCGAUACCGACUGUACGUGGGCAAUAGCCCUCGCAACGUUGUUUCACCACGACAACGUAGGCGUUUAGCUCCGACCCGUAAGCUCCAACCUCUUGGGAAUACCAGCCAUUUGAACGCUACCGAGCGGCUCCGUGAAACGCUGAAGCAGAAACUGAUGCGCAUCAAUGGACCGCGUUUGCCAAAGGCCAUGCGGAUCUUCGGUGACAACUCGCUGUCGCUAAACAUCUUGGGCAUCACCUUCCCACCGCUGAAUGAGGACACGCCACUAGCUUAUCUCCGCAGCAAGCUUGCAGAAUUCAAGAAGCAGCAUGGUGACCAGAUCGUCGAUUACUUGGUAUCCUUGGUGCACCACAAGAUGAAAGACCCCGUCGUUAUGCAGCAGUCGAAUCCAUGGAGCGAUCAAAGCCGCAGCAAAGACAGUGAUGGAUUCUCCAGGGCUGCGCUUUUCCAAGGCGCAGAUAGCGCGACGUUCGAUGUCUUCCAUUUCGCCAUCUACCGUCGCGUGGUAUCGGAAGACCAAGUGAAUGCAAUUGCUAGGCAGCAACUCAUGCCAUCUCGACAGUUCCCCUCUCGACAACAAACAGUGCGAAUGUCUGAAGACUCCACCGUGCUAUUGAAUCUUACGAUGCUGCAUGGCGUUUACAAUGACUUGCAGCUAGAGAUACGUGACCUACCCGAGUUUGGACAGCUACUGCUGUACGUGAACAGAACAACGGUGACGACGAGCAACAAGGACGCGUUUCGAGAGCUACCGCUGGAACACCAACGUCACAUCUUUUUCCAACCACUGGUCGAUCAAAAUAACGAGAACCUUCCGUUGCCAAACCCCGUGGCAUUUUCAAGGCGGGUGAUGCCAUACGCGACAGUCAAGUUUGGCAUCGCCAACAGUUCGGCAGGACGGGCUGUGAACAAGAGCCUGGAAGCGACAUUUGACAUAUUCGUAGAUGCAGUGAACGAUGCCCCGCGCCCUCGUAGUUAUACGCUGGACGUUCAGGUUGAGGUUGGUUUUCCAGUUUCCCUUCACUUAGAAGGUGACGAUAGCGAUGGAGUUCCUCCGCCUACAGCAUCAAAUGCCGAUGCCUCCCAGUCACACGAUCUCAUGACGAAGUUUACGUUUCGAAACGCAACAGCUAGUACGCCAACAAGCCUGCAGAUGCUGAAGAUCGUGCGGAUGCCGCACUCUGGCGUGUUAUACGACUGCAAAGCUCUGUGUGGUGUAUCAAAUCUUGAGCUGAACGAGGGUCGACAAUCAGUGACUCCAACUCGGAUCUAUCGGAAUAGCACGGAUAUUGAAAACGCAACCCAUUCCACGCACUUGAUGUACAUCUAUCGUGGAUGGGGGCAGCAUGAACCGUUGCCGAACGAGAACGCUUCAUCAGUAGUAGUUGAUGAGCUUUGGUACAAGUUAUCUGAUGGAGAACCUGGUGUGUUCUCGGCGGUAGCUAAAGUCUACUUUGUCCUCGUGAACAGCACGAAUUAUUCAGGGAACCCCAAUGUACUUGCAGCUGUACGAGUUGAUGAAGACUCGUUUCGAGUGGUGAAUCUUUUCACACUAGAUCCUCUGGCUGCAUUUAUCAGCGUCCAGACACGACUCAGAGUGACAGCCUUACCACGGCAUGGAGCUCUUUAUCAAUACAGCAUUCAGGACAACUGCAAUAGCAGUGUGUCGGAUACGCUCGUCACGUCCGUUGGAGCACGUAUCUCAAACCCCGGUGAUAUCAUUUCCGACUUGUGCGGCAGGGUGAUCUACGCGCCUGAACUUGAUUAUUUCAAUAUCGAGUCGAACGUUGCGCUUCGAAGAGCACUUGACUUUGACCACUUUGAGUACCAAGUCUUGAACGCAACGAGCUCAAGCAAUACCUCGCUAGUGGUGAAUGAACGAUCACCGAGUGCACAGUUUAUCGAUGGCUCAAUCGUGCGCAGAAUCGAAGUGGGGGUUGUGAACGUGCCUGAUGCGAUCGUUGUGCUUCCCCCAUUCGUAUUCACUCCAAACGCGUCGGUUGGCAAGCCGUUUGCAACACCGAUUACCUUCAGGGACCCCGACAGCAGAAACCCGGAUGAUCUCUAUCAAGUCAACCUCGAAGCCGUGGACAGUGCUUCGGAGUUCGAGCUGGGGUUUGCAAUCACCAACGAUGAUCUAAUGAUCGGGUGUUCAUUCGAGCGCCCGUGCACGCUUCGGCGAAGUGCAAAUGGAUCCCUUGUCAACACGAGCUCACGAACCAUGGAUGAGCUGCAGUUUCACAUAUCGACGCAGCUCUACGAUCCUUCACACAUCCAGGUUAUCGGAACAAAAAGUGGACUCAGUAAGGCUCUGUCAGCGCUCUCGUUUCGCGACUUGUCGGGUGUCUCCAGCUCCCACGCAGUCGAAUUUAUGCUGUGGAUCAAGCAAGCUGGCAACGAAAGCAGAGCUGACACUCGUGAAUCUCACACAACGUUCACAGUCCAAUUCUCGACAAACGAUCAGGUUGACUCGAUCUCUAGUGUGGACAUGGCUGCCAUGUUGAAGUCCACGCUUAGGCGAUACGUCUUCACGCUUCUCUUUCUCAUUGCAGGAUGGCUUGUCUUGUCAAAUUCGUCCUGCAACUCCAUCGGAUUUUGCUGCUGCUGCAGUAGAAUGCGCAAGAAGCGACGACAAAAGUUUGAGCAACAACAACGGCUUUUCCAGGCGCAAGUAGCACAGAACGACCAUGAAUACUCGGCGCUGCUCAUGGGCCUGGCAGACAUGCUUUUGGUGCCAAAUUUACGGGUGAGCACGUGUGUGCUCGAGUGCUGUGUGGAGUCUAAUGUCUGCCAGACCAAGAGAGAGAUAAUGACACAGGCAGUCGUCUUGCGAAGUCUAUUGCCAUUGCUGGAAGCCGAACGCCAGGGAACUCGAUUUGUAUUCCAGCUUAUUGCAAAGGAGUACCGCGUUAUGACAAGUGGAUCAUCGCUCUUUCAGCGCCACCGAUUUCUACGAGGGCAUAGCACCGCUGGUAAAGCACUUGCUCGUUUCUGUCGUAUCGUGGGAACCAAGUGGCUGUCAGAAGUUCUAGGGAAGAGUGCCCACACAGCUACAUCACAUCUCAACGAUACCGUUGUGUUCAGCCUCGACCGUCUACUCGAUAAGCUUGUUGUGCACAUCGAAACGCUUCCUGCUGAGAUUGUGAUCUUGUGCCGCGCAUGUGCCAAGUUGUUUCAGGAAAACGAAAGUACUGAAAGCCGGGAGCUGGAACUGGAUGCAAUGCAUCUUGUUUUCUUCAACCACUUCCUCGGACCAGCAUUGAUCUUUCCGAGGGAGAACGAGCUUGGACUUGUGCCGUCACUGGAGCAACAAACUGCGUUGCAAGUUAUAGCUCAUCAAGUUGUGGCCUUUGCAGACCAAUGGAUGACGUCCACAAACAUGGAUAACAAUCUGCGGUCUCGAAGCAUUCGUGCUGACAGUCUUCCUAGCACCAUCUCGUCUCGGACUCGAAGCGCAGCAAUGUGUCGAUACAAAUACGAAGCUUUGCUCGACAGAGUCUCGCAGUCGACUACAGUAGCGAGUACGUACGAUCCGAACGAGAAGAAAGCCGACAUUGACUGUGAGCUCAUGGGCUUGUGCCUCAUGAACAUCCACAGUCUAAUGGACAGCUACUACUUCGCUUUCAAGCAAAGAGUUCUUCAGACUCAAGCCUCCGUAGUUAGCAAGCAGACACAACGAGACACACUGAACCGUGUCUGUCGUCUACUAAAGGCGCUUGGGCAGCCACUCGCCAGCAUUCAUGAGUACGUUGAGUACGCACGAGCCGAGCUGAUGACCGAUCCACUGCUCUGGAACGGGUUUAGUUUCCAGGAAUGGCAAGAGCGAGCCCAGACAUCGAGGUCGCCUUGUCCACUGCGUUCCACCUGUCAACUCCGUGAUGAUCCAGUCCUGCCUUCAAUCGUCACGAUGGAGCAAGUGAUGCUCGAACAAGGCGACAGCUCACUUUCGCCUCAUGACGUGGACUAUCUCCGUACCUGCUCUAGCUAG